UGGUGUCCUGCUCAGAAGGCUUCUGAGGUCAAACGCUUUUGAGACGCAGACUCACUGUGAUGUGGGAUCCCAGGGCAACGCAGUUUUGAAGAAACAAGCUUACAGGGAUGAGGCUCUCCCUGGAGGAUCGGUGUGUGUUGUUCAAAACACAAUCAGAAAGGGCCUGCCGCCGCGACAGGCUGCCUCAUCUGACACGAGCCGCUCUCCCUGGAACCCUGCCUGGGAAGGGUGUCUGGGCGGGAGUGGGGCCCGGGGCGAGGCCGCCCGUUUCCCUGCCGCAGGGGACCUGUGCGUCCGGCCACUCGCUCGCAGCUCCCGGCCGCGCGGCCCACGUGUUCGCGUUCGGGACCCUGAGGACGGGCCGGCCCAACCACCGGGUCCUGCUGGAGGGCACCCACGGUCGCGCAGUCGAGCCACACCCGCUGGUGAUCGCGGGGCAGCGCGACAUCCCGCGGCUGCUGAACCUGCCGGGCCGGGGGCGCCGAGUGGCUGGGGAGGUCGACGCCGUGGACGAGCCGAUGCUGCGCUUCCUGGACGAGUUCGAAGGCUGCCCGGACACGUACCAGCACACCCGGGCGACAGUCGCUGUCGAGGGGGCGGGCGGGACCCUGCCGUGCUCCGUGUCCAGCACGGCCACCUACCCGCCCGAGUGGGUCCACCUCCUGUACCGGGACGAUUACGACUCACAGGGGGCGCACGGGCUUCGCUUCCGUCCGCGGGAAAGCAGACGAGAAGUGAGAGGGCAGCGGCCGCCCGAGGACCCAGAGCCUGGUGGCCGGAAGAUGGUCUCGCUGGGUCCGCACUCGCCGAAUGCAAGAGCCCGAGAACACCCUUUGAAACAAACAUUUAUAAAAAACUCUAUGCGGGAGGGGGACGGGGGGGGGAGUGUCUUCUUCAGUGGCAGCUGAUUUCCCAAAUAAUUUUGACAUGACUGAUAACAAGAUUCUUGCCUGCAAUCUGUCUUGCUGAUGCUGCUUUACUGCUCGCUGCUUAAAGAGCAUCAUGGGCUUGAACCUACUGGAUGAGAAAAACUCAGGAUUUUAAUUCCCCUAAAUGACAUUUUGAAAACUCAUGUUAUGCUUUUCUUAUUAUGUUGGUGUUUUUUGUUUUUCUGCUUUGCUUUGCUUUAGUCUGAAGAUAACAUUUAAAAUGAAUAUAAAGACUUUGUGUGGCAGCUAGAUUUUAACAGCUGUAUCAGUUAAAUACUGACGCUGCUGUACUGUAUCAGUUCUGUCUGACCUGUAGCACUGAGAAAAGAAGUUCUUUUAAAGCUGAUUUUAGACGUCUCAAUGUAAUAAAAGAACCUCAAGAAAAACAUGCUGUAUUUUAGAGUACUUCUGAAUAUAUAUAACAUCAUUCUUCAUAAUUUUCAGAUCAGGCUUAUUACAGAGAUUAUUAAAGAUCAUUUAAAGUUAAACUAGACGUUUUGGGAAAUCAAAUAUAUAAGUAUUGGUGCUAUUGUUGGCCCUCUUUUUGAGUCUACUUAUUUGGUAGAAGGUUCUUUUCAUUCUCAUCUAGCAAAAUAGCAAGCGCCCACUCUCUGGCAGAGCAGCCGAACACCCCAGUUUCAGACGGAAGCUCACGGGGAGAGGAGGGCAAGGCGCGGUCCCUGCCCCCCACCCCAAGGGAGCAGCGUUUGGGGGCGGGCCUUUUGGAGAAGAACCAACACUUUAGUAAUCUGUUCUUCAGGCCUGACAGAAAGCUUCGCUUCCAAAUACAAACAGCACCUAAAAUAAUUUUAGCAAGGCACGAAGUACCAAUUACUACCCACCUCCAUCCGAUAAUCUGUCAGGGUUAGAGUCAAAUCAGCGCACGACCCUGCCGCCUCUGCUUCCUUACCAGCAAAGUACGAAAUGUAUUCUACGAAUUUCAGAGCCAGGUGAAGACGCAGCUGCUGGUCCCGGGUAACCUCGUCCUCCACUGAGAGAGCUCACUCGCGCUUCAACUUAAUGGUAGACUCUGAUCUUUAACUGCAUCUGGCACAAGAGCAUGAUCGCGAUUUUUAGCCCUUUUUUCUUAACUGGAAACCUGCUUUACAGAAACACAGAAAGGCGAGGAUGGGUGUCAGCUGAUGAGCUGUGGCAGCGCCGCCCACCACCACUGGGCCGGGGGAGCCCCGAGUGGUACCCGCGCCGGCGCCCUGGGACGGGGAAGGGGGUUGCCCCUGGGGACUCGGGGCCCACACUCACCGUUAGAGGCACACCGGAGGGAUUUCCAGGACCCUCUUCUGCGCUGUCUGGGCUUCGGGAGGUUAUGAACGAGCAGAAGAAGCAGGAGUUAGUUAGGUGAUGA
Molecule: messenger RNA, 2292 nt
Organism: Kogia breviceps (pygmy sperm whale)
Lineage: Eukaryota; Metazoa; Chordata; Mammalia; Artiodactyla; Physeteridae
Source: RefSeq, a predicted model, not a curated record